Messenger RNA from Capsella rubella, 4462 nucleotides. Its product is annotated as eukaryotic translation initiation factor 5B. The record is from RefSeq and is a predicted model, not a curated record. The transcript is spliced from 13 exons. Lineage: Eukaryota; Viridiplantae; Streptophyta; Magnoliopsida; Brassicales; Brassicaceae. The coding region runs from base 201 to 4106 and encodes 1301 amino acids. Gene Ontology annotation, molecular function: translation initiation factor activity; GTPase activity; GTP binding.
AGACUUAUUUUAGAAUCGGUAAUCAAACCCUAAGGAAGCUUCACGCCGGUUUUUGUUUUGGCUCUCUCUAUUGUUGUUUUUAGUCUCUCCUUGUCUACAACGCCGCGCUCUCUCUAGAACGAACUCGCUUAAUUCCUCUCUGAGAUAAGGCCUGGAUUUGGUUAUUCGGAAGAAUUUUGAACCGACCCUUAAAUUUAUCAAUGGGUCGGAAGAAGCCGAGUGCUCGUGCUGGAGAAGAUGAGACGCAACCUGCUGCGUCAUCUCUCGUUGGUGCUACUAAAUCUAAGAAGAAGGCUGUUAAAAUCGAUGACGAUGAAUACUCUAUUGGUACUGAGCUCUCCGAGGAGCCUAAAGUUGUUGAGGAAGACAAGGUUGUUAUCACUGGCAAGAAGAAGGGUAAGAAAGGUAAUAAGAAGGGUGCCCAGCUAGAUGACGAUGAUGAUUUUCCUGAUAAGCUUUCCGUUGCCGAGGAAGACCAUGUUCCGGAGAUUGCUUUUGUUGGCAAGAAGAAGUCCAAAGGUAAGAAGGGUGCUGCUGCCGCUGUUAGCUUUGCCUUGCUUGAUGAUGAAGAUGUUAAGGACGAUGCAGAGGAUCAUGAAUCUGAUGCUGACAAAGAUGAUGAGCCAGUUAUAAGUUUUACUGGUAAGAAGCAUGCUUCUAACAAGGGUAAAAAAAGCGGUAAUUCAUUUGCGGCAUCAGCUUUUGAUGCGCUUGGUGAUGAUGAUGAUGAUGCUAAGGAUGAUGAUGAAGAAGAAGAGUCUCCUAUCACCUUCUCUGGUAAGAAAAAGAAGUCCUCCAAAUCUGCUAAGAAGACCACCACUAAUUCAUUUAGUGCUGCUUUGCUUGAUGAGGAAGAAGAGACAGAUGCCUUAACCUCUAGACCUGGCAAAGAUGAAGAUGAGGAGAGCCCUGAAAUCACGUUUUCAGGUAAGAAGAAAUCUUCUAAAAAGAAGGGCGGCAGUGUUUUGGCCUCACUAGGUGAUGACUCAGUUGCUGACGAAACUAGUCAAGCUAAAACGUCUGAAACUAAGAGUGCGGAGGCUGUAGAAACUGGAAAGAGUAAGAAAAAGAAGAAGAAUAAUAAGAGUGGAAGGACAGUAGAGGAAGAGGACGACUUGGACAAACUUCUUGCAGAACUUGGAGAAACCCCUGCUGCUGGAAGACCUGCUUCAUUGCCGCCCCAAGAAGAGAAAGUUCAAGCUCAGCCUGGGGCAGUUACACCGGUAGAGAAUGCUGGUGAGAAGGAAGGAGCAGAAGAGACUGUUGAGAGUGCUGCAGCAAAGAAAAAGAAAAAGAAGAAGGAAAAAGAGAAAGAAAAAAAAGCAGCAGCAUCUGCUGCAGCAACCUCUUCUGUAGAGGCUAAGGAGGAAAAACAAGAAGAAUCUAUAACUGAGCCACAACAGCCAAAGAAGAAGGAUGCAAAGGGUAAAGCAGCAGAGAAAAAGAUUCCCAAACAUGUUAGAGAGAUGCAAGAGGCUCUUGCACGGCGGCAAGAAGCGGAAGAGCGACAAAAGAAGGAAGAAGAAGAAAAAUUGAGGAAGGAGGAAGAGGAGCGCCGGAGGCAGGAAGAGCUUGAGGCGCAAGCUGAGGAGGCUAAGCGUAAGAGAAAGGAAAAGGAGAAGGAGAAACUGUUGAGGAAGAAGCAAGAGGGCAAGCUUCUAACAGCAAAGCAAAGGACUGAAGCUCUUAAGAGGGAGGCUUUUAAGAAUCAGCUCCUGGCUGCUGGUGGAGGUCUUCCUGUCGCAGAUAAUGAUGGUGAGGCUACUUCAUCAAAGCGUCCCAUUUAUGCCAACAAGAAAAAAUCAUCUCGCCAGAAAGGCAAUGACACUUCUGUUCUGGUGGAAGAUGAGGUAGAACCAAAAGAGAAUCAUGCAGAUGAACGAGAUCCUUUAGGUGAAGGGGGUUCAGCAGACACUGAAAAGGUUGAUUUAAUAGAGUCAGCAAACACAGACGAGAAAUUAGAAACUGCUGAUGUAGCUCAGGAGAAUGAGGCUAAGGAAGAUGAUGAAGAAGAUGAAUGGGAUGCAAAAAGCUGGGAUACUGUUGAUCUUAACCUCAAAGGUGAUUUUGAUGAUGAAGAGGAAGAAGCUCAGCCUGUGGUUAAGAAGGAAUUAAAGGAUGCUAUAUCAAAGGCACAUGAUUCAGACCCUGAAUCUGAAAAGCCAACAGCUAAACCAGCAGGUAUGGGCAAGCCAACAACAGCUGCUGUAAAAGCUGUACAUGAAGAGGAAGAUGCUACGCGGUCAAAACGUGCUACCCGAGCAAAAGAUGCCUCUAAGAAGGGUAAAGGUUUAGCUCCCAGUGAAUCUCUAGAGGGCGAGGAAAAUCUGCGGUCUCCUAUUUGCUGCAUCAUGGGUCAUGUUGAUACUGGUAAAACAAAGCUGUUGGAUUGCAUCAGAGGAACAAAUGUUCAGGAAGGCGAGGCUGGAGGUAUUACUCAGCAAAUUGGUGCAACAUAUUUCCCUGCGGAGAACAUCCGAGAGAGGACCAAGGAACUGAAAGCCGAUGCAACACUCAAGGUGCCAGGUCUAUUGGUUAUUGAUACACCUGGCCACGAGUCCUUCACGAAUCUGCGAUCAAGAGGUUCAAGUUUGUGCGACAUUGCAAUUUUGGUGGUUGACAUAAUGCAUGGGUUAGAGCCACAGACCAUAGAAUCUCUAAAUCUGUUGAGAAUGAGGAAUACAGAGUUCAUCAUUGCAUUGAAUAAGGUGGAUAAGCUAUAUGGAUGGCAAAGAUGCAAGAAUUCUCCCAUUGUAAAGGCAUUGAAGCAACAAAAUAAAGAUGUUACAAGUGAGUUUAACCAGAAGCUGAAGGAGACUAAAAACCAGUUCCAGGAGCAAGGACUCAACACUGAGCUUUAUUACAAGAAUAAAGACAUGGGAGAAACUAUCAGUAUUGUUCCUACUAGUGCUAUUAGUGGGGAAGGGGUUCCAGAUCUCUUGCUGUGGUUGGUUCAAUGGGCUCAGAAAACAAUGGUUGAGAAACUUACAUACGUCGACGAAGUGCAGUGUACUGUCCUUGAGGUCAAAGUUAUUGAAGGCCAUGGAACAACAAUUGAUGCUGUGUUGGUAAAUGGUGAACUCCAUGAAGGUGAUCAAAUCGUCGUUUGUGGGCUACAGGGACCUAUUGUCACAACAAUUAGAGCAUUACUGACUCCUCAUCCGAUGAAGGAGUUACGGGUGAAGGGUACUUAUUUGCAUUACAAAGAAAUAAAGGCUGCACAGGGUAUCAAGAUUACUGCGCAGGGGCUUGAACACGCAAUUGCUGGUACUGCCCUGCAUGUGGUUGGACCUGAUGAUGACAUCGAGGCAAUUAAGGAGUCUGCUAUGGAAGAUAUGGAGUCAGUUUUGAGCAGGAUCGACAAAAGUGGUGAAGGAGUGUAUGUACAAGCGUCUACAUUAGGGUCCUUGGAAGCAUUGCUUGAAUUCUUGAAGACCCCAGCUGUAAAGAUACCUGUCAGUGGUAUUGGCAUAGGGCCGGUGCAUAAGAAGGAUAUAAUGAAGGCGGGAGUUAUGCUUGAGAGGAAAAAGGAAUAUGCUACAAUUUUGGCUUUUGACGUGAAAGUGACUACAGAGGCUCGGGAACUUGCUGACGAAAUGGGAGUUAAAAUCUUCUGCGCUGAUAUCAUAUAUCAUCUAUUCGAUCAAUUUAAGGCUUACAUUGAGAAUAUAAAAGAAGAGAAAAAGAAGGAAUCAGCGGAUGAAGCAGUCUUCCCUUGUGUCCUUCAGAUUUUGCCUAACUGUGUCUUCAAUAAGAAAGACCCAAUAGUCCUUGGUGUUGAUGUUGUCGAGGGUAUACUUAAGAUCGGGACCCCCAUUUGUGUCCCUGGCAGGGAAUUUAUAGAUAUUGGCCGCAUUGCCUCGAUUGAGAACAACCACAAGCCUGUUGACUAUGCCAAGAAGGGCAACAAGGUGGCAAUAAAGAUUGUUGGUUCGAAUGCUGAAGAACAGAAGAUGUUUGGAAGGCACUUUGACAUGGAAGAUGAACUUGUGAGUCACAUUUCGAGGAGAUCUAUUGACAUACUCAAAACUAACUACCGGGAUGAAUUAUCGAUAGAAGAAUGGAAGCUAGUUGUGAAACUGAAGAACAUCUUCAAGAUACAGUAGAUUCCCCUGAACAUUAUAAUGUGUAUUUUGGAGCUUGAAACACUCAAAGGCCUUGUUAUGUCGUGUCUGCGUCGAUGCAGAACAAACAGAUUCAUCUUCCUGCUUCUAACUGAAGCAUUCACAGAAGAUUUGAGAGAGAUUAAAGAGAGACAAAAGAGUGUUUUGUUUUUUGCUUUUUUUCUUCUUCUCUCCCUGAAGAAAAUCUUUCACGCUGGCAAAUCUUCAGGGAAAGAAGAGCCUUUUGAGUCUUGAGAGAUAUAUACACGUAUCAUCUUAUAUGCCCUUUUUGACUUAUUUCCAUUUUUGUUGACAAAGGAAAAAUAUUCUAAUAAAAUGUUUGCGUCUAAUCAUGUACC